UUAAUGGAGUCUGGUGGUGACACAUAUCGCCUAAGCAUGACGAAAAUUCACCAUUUCGUACUACUGUAUGUGAAAUCUGGAUAACUUUUUAUUUUAUUUGCCGUUUGAAUAUAUUAAGCCGUGGAAUAUUAGCACAUAUUGUGCAAAGAUUGACGAAUUGUCACAAGCAGAGCGGAAUUAGCAAGCGAACCCAGCGACAAUGUCGGACCAACCAGGAACUAGAACUCUGCCCCCUGCCCGAACGUCCAAAAGUCACUUGGAGAAUAUUAAAAAGGUGGCUGUUACAAUGCAAGGACAGCAGGCAUUGUUCCUUGAACUUGACCAGAAACGUCCCUUAGCUGCUAUAAUUCAGGAUAUAUGUCAACAGUGGAAGCUAUCUGACCCCGAAAAUUUUGCACUGCAGUUUUCCGAGCAGAAUCGUCACAGCUACAUCACUGAUCAAAAUCGGAAUGAGAUUUCAAAUGGAAAUGUUCUUACUCUGACAUCUUCUCCAGGAAAAAAGGCUCAAAACAUUUAUAGUCAACUGAAUGACAAUGCUAGCCAGCAGGAUAAAAUAUCAGCGCUUCGUGAUCUCUCCAUCUUCUCCUCUGACAUUUCAUUUGCGAUUGAGUUCAUCAACAGGAAUGGUCUCCCCUUGGUCAUAAAAUUUGUAACAUCAGGAAAUUUCAAUGGUGACCCGCUCGCCUACACGCUCAAGUCUUUUGUGUCUCUCAUGGAUCAUGCUAUUGUAUCCUGGGAUGUUUUGGAAUCGGAUUUCAUUCGAAAGGUAGCGGAGUGCGUCAACUGUUCCAGCACUGCUACCCUCGACAAACAAUGUCUGCAGUCAGCGCUUGAGAUCCUGGAGUCUGUCGUCCUUCACAGCACGGGUAAGCAGGCUGUGGUUGAGCAGGUGGUUACCCCUGUCAACAUAAUUCCUCACCUGCAGAGUCGAUACACUAGUCAAGAGAGUGUUAUGAGUGGGCGACCACAAGAACGACGGGGAUCAACGGCAGUGACUACUCAGACCUUUUCCAGCCAAGCUAACCCGGAGAUUCAAAAGAAUGCCAUAGCUUUAAUCAAUGCACUUUUCAUGAGAGCUGAUGCCGAGAAACGGAGGAAAAUAGCAGAUCAAUUACAUUCCAAGAGCAUGAGAAACAUCAUCCUGAGUCAUGUGAUACGCGGAACUCAACAGGUGGGGAAUGAGAUGGCCCAUCAACUGUACGUCCUGCAAGUCCUGUUGCUCAAUCUCCAUGAAGAUCGCAAGAAGACCCCUGCCAAUGCACAUGACCAGACUGUGUUGCGGGAUAUUGAAGAAUUGCGGAGAAUCGCAUUUGAUGUGGACGGUGAUCCCAACAUCAACACAGUCAGGAAAUCACCAAGCUCAGCCAAGGACUACAGGAAGCUGGGAUUCUAUAAUCAGAGCACACCUGUGGAAGAUUUCACCAAGACACCUCCUGGGCUUCUCGCACUGGAUGUGAUGCUGUACUUUGCCCGGAACCAUGGAGAAAAUUAUGUCAAGGUGGUGCUGGAGAACUCAAGUCGUGCAGAUGAGCAUGACUGUCCAUUUGUAAGAGCCAGCAUCAUGCUCACAGAAAUACUGUGUGAUAUUCUCAAAAUUGGUGAACAGCCGACAGAAGAAGGUCAGACAUUUUACCCCAUGUUUUUCUGCCACGACAAGCCGUUUGAGGAGUUCUACUGUGUGUGUAUACAACUGCUGAAUAAAACAUGGCGAGAAAUGAAAGCCACGUCGGACGACUUCCAGAAGGUGCUUGGUGUUGUUAAAGAGCAGAUAACGCGAGCUUUGGAGAUCCACCCAUCUAAUUUUGAUUCACUUCGAACCCGCCUCAAUCAGCUGACUUACUCGGAGAUCAUCAAGAUCUGGGAGCUGGAGAGGCAGAGUAAGGAGGAGUGGGAGUCCCAGGCCAAACCCAUCCUAGAGUUGAGGGAGAUUAUCAAGCCUGAGAUUAUGGACUUGAUUAAGCAGCAACGGUACAACCACAUGGUAGAUGGGGCCAUUUUUACCAAGUACGCCAAGAGCAACCAGAAGAAAGAUCGGUUCUGGUACUGGCGUUUAGCGCCAAACCAUAAAGCGCUUCAUUAUGGGGACUGCCAAGACAAUGCUGUUCUGCCCAUAGAGCAACUGCCCAACAAAAUCUCCAUUGUGGACAUCAAGAUGUUGCAGUUUGGCAAAGGUUUGCGAAUCCCAAAGGAAAAGAGGGAUAGAAAAGGGAUAAGCAGUUUUGCAUUCGCUAUAGUGCCAGACACAACUGACGCCCUACAGUUGGUAGCUAGUUGUGAGAAGGAGUUUGACAUGUGGACGGAUGGAAUACAUGCCUUGUUAGGGCAGGAGAUGACUAGCAGCCAGACAAAUCAGGACCUGGAAACACUGCUGAGCAUGGAGAUCAAGAUCCGCCUCCUGGAGACUGAGGGCAUCACCAUACCCACUGAAGCUCCACCCCUUCCUGCACCACCCAACCUCAACUUCGUCUACCACCUAUGACAUGCAAGAACACUCUAGGUCUGUUUUGUCAAUGCUUACUGUGGACUCUUUGGAAAUGAACAGAAGAGGAACUGAGUUUCUUACAUAUUGAGGAGGAACUAUCAGAACAUGUCCACAAAUCAAGGCUUGCAGCAUUUCCUGGAGGGUUCUCAUUGUAUAUUGUGUCUUGUGUCCAGAGAAUUGUGUCUGUGGAGGGUCUCAUCAUGCAUUGUGUCUUGUGUCUUGAGAAAUAUGUCUAUGGUGGGUCCCACAUUGUGUCUCGUGUCUGGAGAAAUAAUGUGUCUGUUGAGGGUGCAAUAAGUCUUGUGUCUGUUGAACUGUGUGUCUUUGUGCAUUGUGUCUUCAUGCUGGACCGCCAUGAAGGCUGAAUUUGCAUCUUUGAAAUAACCAGAGGAUAAGGUCACCCAACACCAUGUCGUACCCAGGCACAAAUGUGAAGCCUUCAUGUAUGACAUUACAUUUGUUUGAGGUCACUACAGCAAGAAUAGAAGUGUUAUCGAAAGAAUGCUGCUAAUAAAAGUCAAGGAUCACUUUCAGUGUUAAAGAACCUGGUGAAGGUUAACUUUUUGAAGUAGUACAAAACAGAAGGGUUGUCAGCAACAGCAACAAGUAAUGUUUUGGGUGUCGAAUAAUAUCAGAAACAGGGUCUCAGAGACGUUCAUUGAAUAUUGGUGGCAGGUAACGUCAUGGAGAUCGAGACAUCUCCAGGAAGAGGCAUUUGAAGGUGUCAUCAUGACUACUGAAUGAGAACUGAGAUUCCAGCAGCAAGAAUGUAUAAGAAGCCGGACUAUAAUGACAUCGUCAAGCUAAUACAUGGGAUGAAACAUGCAGUGUUUUAAUAUCGGUGGCCAUGUACGAUCCGGCAAAAUAACAAUAUGCAAGGUACUUUACUCUCAGGUCUUAGAAAAUGUUUGCUGUGAAUGAAGAAGUGUCACAAAAACAAAUGGCCGUAUUUUCGUAUGUGCAACCCAAAAAUGACUCCUUAUGCAACAGAGCUGUGCCUAGUAUUGGACACCCUGUGUUUGUGGUGGGGUAGCCCAGUGGUAAUAGUGUUCUCUUGUCACGCCGAAGGCCCAGGUUUGAUUCCCCACAUGGGUACAAUGUGUGAAGCCCAUUUCUGGUGUCCCCUGUGGUGAUAUUGCUGGAAUAUUGCUAAAAGCAACGUAAAACCCACCUCACUCACUCACUCUUUUCGACACUUUCUCACUGAUGUUUAAUGUACUGAUGACAAUACAGGACCUGCACUUCCGUCACAUCAUGGCUUCUGGGUAUGCUGUUUGGGCAUUAUGAACAAUGUCUUACCUUUAUUCUGCUUCCAGUGAUAUUGUCCUCUGAGAUAAAGGAUUACUUCUUUCAUUCUGGCAUGUCAUCAAAAGUGUUCUCUCGUCAAAUGACAACAGCUGGAACAGCAUGAAGUGUGUUAACAUCAGGUCUACAUUUCACGUUGUUCAAUAAGUCAUUACUACAAUGUCCAAUGUGUUUGGGCUCUUAACAGCAACAGCCUCCAGAGGAAGUGACAGAGCAUUUGUUGGAAGUAACAUGUAACGCACACAAAAUACACCUACAACUUGAGUGCGCCAGAGCAAAUCAAAUAAUGAACAGGUGCUUGGCACUUUAUCCAAGCAUCCAAUGCCUUUCAUCUCAGAUGUUUUUAAAGAAGAUUACAAAGCCUACAGUCUGUUGCAAGAAAAGGAAGCUUGGCAGUCCACAGAGAAAUGUCACGAUAUGCCCAAAAUUGAGACUGUUUGUGAGGACAUGCUUAAAAUUGAGACUGUUUUCCUGAAACAUUGCAUUGGAGGCCAUAUAUUUGUGUGAACCAUGAUUUUUGAGAGAGACAGAAUGUCAUCUUUUCCUAAUGGUGCUGAUGAAGUGGUUGGUGUUAGGAAGAUGUAGUGACUGUAGUUAUUGAUGACGCUUCACAAGUAUUGUACAUUCAUCAUCCCCAUCAUCAUCAUCAUCCAAGUGGAGCGUGUCGAUGUGUAGAUACUAAACACAAUACCCAAGGGUCAACAAUGAACAUGAUGGAAAGUGUGCUAUGUUUCUGUCACUGAUACAAAACUUAGACCAGUACCUCCUGGAUUCUGCGAGAAAUUUGUAAAAAAUCUGCAGCAAAUUACAGUAAAUUCUGCAUCCCAUUUUUCAAAAUUUUGCAAACAAUUCUGCAGUUAAAAACUUGA
Haliotis rubra (blacklip abalone) is the source of this 4656-nucleotide messenger RNA. RefSeq names its product engulfment and cell motility protein 1-like. Lineage: Eukaryota; Metazoa; Mollusca; Gastropoda; Lepetellida; Haliotidae. Gene Ontology annotation, cellular component: plasma membrane. The record is from RefSeq and is a predicted model, not a curated record. Gene Ontology annotation, biological process: cell motility; actin filament organization.